AUGGCUUAUACUCAGCACGAUGACUCCUUUUUCAUCGAGUCGGACGAGCCCACCUUUGAGCGAAUGAAUUGCCGCUCCGCCGCCAAGAUGAUUGCCCGCCAACGCCAGGACAUUAUUUCCAGCGAACUCUCCCGGCUAGCCAGCGAAGAGUACCUCGAGGAUAUCCUCCAACAUAUGGCCGACAUGGAGGAUGCGACUCUGCCCGAUGCUAACCUGAUCGAUAUGCAGCGCGAGGUGCAGUGGUUUAUGAGACCGUAUCUCAUCGACUUCAUCAUCGAGGCCCAUGCCGCCUUCACUUUGCUACCCGAGACUCUCUUCCUCACCGUCAAUCUGCUGGACCGCUACUGCUCGAAACGAGUGGUCUACAAGCACCAUUACCAGCUUGUCGGCUGCGCUGCCCUCCUAAUCGCUGCCAAGUAUGGUGACAAGAAGGACCGUGUUCCCCAGAUCACCGAGCUCAACAACAUGUGCUGCGGCCUCUACGACUCGGGCAUGUUCACCCAGAUGGAGAUGCAUGUUCUCAACACGCUCGAGUGGGCCAUCGGCCACCCUACCGUCGACUUCUUCACCCAGCUUAUGGCUGCCGAGGAGAGUGACGACGCGGAGGUCGAGCACAUGGCUGCCUAUCUCUGUGAAAUCGCACUCUACCACCGUGACUUUGUCUCGACCAAGCCCUCGAUGAUGGCCCGUGCCUCGCUCGCCCUCGCCCGCGCAAUUCUCGGCCGUCCCGAAGUCAACGACGGUGACUGGGCACACACGGAGAACGUCACUCUCCUAACGCUAUCACAACACCUUAGUCAACCCUCGGCUACUCUGGCUCGCAAAUACGCUACCCCUGACCUGUCUCGUGUCUCGCAGAAGCUCACCGAAUUCAUGGCCGAGCAGGCUGCCAUGGCCCGCAGAGCAGCUCACCCUCCUACUCCACCCGCAGAGCAGGUGAGCAAACCUGCAGACAUUUACAGCACCCCUCAAAAGGUGCACGGCGGUGCCGCAUAUUACCAGGGCUACGUGACGCCUCCCAUCACUCCCGAUGGCGUUCACGUUCAGACACAAAAACAAGUCUAUACUUCGUUACCGCCCCGAUGCCCCGUUACCCCUACACCGCAUCACGGCCAAGGGACAGUGUUUGCAGCACAGGCGCAAAAUGGCUAUCAUAAUCAGCAUUGUAUGCAGUAUUGA
This is a messenger RNA of Beauveria bassiana ARSEF 2860, 1179 nucleotides long. Its product is annotated as cyclin domain-containing protein. Gene Ontology annotation, molecular function: cyclin-dependent protein serine/threonine kinase regulator activity. The transcript has 2 exons. The record is from RefSeq and is a predicted model, not a curated record. The coding region runs from base 1 to 1179 and encodes 392 amino acids. Gene Ontology annotation, cellular component: cytoplasm; cyclin-dependent protein kinase holoenzyme complex; centrosome. Gene Ontology annotation, biological process: mitotic cell cycle phase transition; regulation of cyclin-dependent protein serine/threonine kinase activity. Lineage: Eukaryota; Fungi; Ascomycota; Sordariomycetes; Hypocreales; Cordycipitaceae.